Theobroma umbraticum is the source of this 1504-nucleotide messenger RNA. RefSeq names its product Ubiquitin-like superfamily protein. NCBI's taxonomy places the organism in Eukaryota, Viridiplantae, Streptophyta, Magnoliopsida, Malvales, Malvaceae. Gene Ontology annotation, biological process: mRNA splicing, via spliceosome. The record is from RefSeq and is a predicted model, not a curated record.
GAUAAAGCGGCAAGAAAAUUCUGCUUUAUAUGGUGGAGAGCAUUACACGAAGAGAAGGAGACACGCGAUUCAAUCAACAGAUUAGACAAGACCAGCAGUUCCCAAUGGCAACUCCGGUGAAAGUUUACGGCCCACCAAUGUCCACUGCCGUAUCUAGAGUCUUAGCCUGUCUUCUCGAGAAAGAUGUGCAAUUCCAGCUCAUCUCCGUCAACAUGUCCAAGGGCGAGCACAAGAGUCCUGAUUUCCUCAAAAUCCAGCCCUUUGGUCAAGUACCGGCAUUUCAAGAUGAGAGCACCUCCCUCUUUGAAUCUAGGUCAAUAUGCAGGUACUUGUGUGAAAAGUACGCAGAGAAGGGAAACACAGGAUUGUACGGGACAAACCCAUUGGCGAAAGCUUCCAUCGAUCAAUGGCUGGAGGCUGAAGGGCAGAGCUUUAACCCCCCAAGCUCAGUUCUCGUGUUCCAGCUCGCAUUUGCACCACGAAUGAAGAUUAAGCAAGACCAAGCCGUAAUCAACCAAAAUGAAGAGAAGCUCGCGAAAGUGCUGGAGGUGUACGAGAAGAGGCUCGGAGAAAGGGAGAGCUCUUCACUUCCAAUAAAAACGUGGGUAGGUGGUGGGGUGAGAUUUCGAGCCGUGAUUCGUGGAAGAAGGUGGUUGAAAUGCAGAAGCAGAGGACUUGAACCAUGGUUUUGUUGGCUUUUCUUACCAGAAAGCAUGAUGGAGUCAGGCGCGAAGGAGGAAGAGAGCGUGGUCGGAUACAACAGCAACAACGUGAAGAAAGCCAAGUUGCAUUCAACACUCGCCGCUCUCCUCGACGACCCAAUCCUCGCCGAUGUCCCUAAGAAACCCACUUUAUCCGAUGUCGAUACCCUUAUCAGCCUUGAACUGGGGAGUGCCAUGCGCAUCUCCAUCCUCAAAUUAGAUGGAACCUCCUUCGAUGUUGCGGUGAUGAAUUCGGCCACGGUGAAAGACUUGAAGCUCGCAAUCAAGAAGAAAGUGAUCGAUUUCGAGCAGUCGAAGAUGGGUCAUCGACACAUUUCAUGGAGGCACGUAUGGGCCAAUUUCUGCCUGGCACACCACAAUGAGAAGCUCCUUGAUGAGGGAGCUGCUCUUCAGGAUUUUGGUGUUCGAAAUAACUCUCAGGUACAGUUUGUAUCCUAUGUUGUAUCAAAGGGUUCUGGGAGCCAUUCCAAGAGGAGAAAGCACCGUUUCUUCCAUGGCCUGAACAAGCGUUCAUGAAUACAUAUUCAAUCAUGUUGCUAAUCUCAUGGCUCUAUGGUGAUCUUUCCCUACACAUACACAAACAUGCGAAAGUUCUUGUUAUCUAAUCGAAGUCAUUCUAGAAAUUCUAGAAAUUCGUAAGUAUUUCAUUUUGGGCUGAUUUUGCUUAAAUGUUUAGGUGAUUUGUUUAUAAAUUUUUGCUUGAAGACACAUGUAGUAGUACUAUAUAUGAUGUAAAGCCAAUGGAAUAAUGCAUGAUGCUUGACAGGGACUUGAUUCUGAAA